UAUGAAAUAAUUUUUAUGUUUGAAAGAGAAAAGGAUUUUUAGUUUAAAAAAUCAUUAAGAAAUAUGGUUUCAAAUUAAUUUGAAUCCCUGUAACCUAAAGUUACCAAUCAAAGCAUCCAAUGAAAUUUUAAGUUCACCCCAAAACGACCAAUCAUAAAUUUACCAUUUUUUUAGCGACCAAAAUUGAUUGACGGCUCACAAUUGAUUCUAAUCCAACAACUCCUCCAUCUUGAAUACCGAUGGCUCUUACAUAAAAUAUAAAAAAUCAAGUUAAUGUUUCAAUACUAAUUGCUUUCAAGCCCUUAAUGAAAUUUUUUUUUAAUCAUCGAUUUUAAAAAACAUUUUCUUCAAUCGGCGCCAAUGUGCGGCCGUGAAGAAAAAAAGAUAAAUAUCCUCGAAUUAAAGGUUAAUUAAAAGAUAACUUGUAUUCGUGAACUUUUACGAAAUCAAAGAAUACAGAAGUACAUAAAAGCUCAUAAGUCCCCUUUUUUUAUUUACUCAGUUUGAUUUUUGUUAUAACCGGGACCAACAUUGAGCGAUAACACAGAAAAGUUGGCAUAGAAUCUCAAUAUUAAAAAAAAAUGAAUAAGUACUCUUAAUUGCACACUAAUUCCUUAAUAAAAAUCCAUAAAUUCUCGCUUUAUUAAUUAAUUAUUUAAUUAGUUAUUAAUAAUUGAAAAUAUUUUUUGAUAGUAUUGUACCGUCAUCACGUUAAUUACAUACUAUCGCCCACUGGUGGUCCCGGUUAUAACUAAACUGAAACUAGAUAUAUAAAAAAGGGAACUUUUGAGCUUCUAUGUACUUCUGUAUUCUUUGGUAAAAGAAAUAAUCGAAAAUAAUUUAAUACUAGCCAAUGUGAACAUUUACAAACAAUUUAUGAAUUAAAAAAUAAUGACAUACCAACGAUCAAUAAUACAGAUUUCUAAUAUCGAUAUAAUAUUCAAUCAGAAUUGCCAAUCUCUAUUGUCGUCCACUGUUGCCAACCUUUUUAUGCAAGUAUCGAUAUAUUCAAUAAUAUCGAUCAUAUCUAUAACUCGAUCCGCUUGUACUAACACACAGAUGAGAAAUUAAAAGUGUAAUUCAAUUUACUAAACUAAACAUGUGUUCACACCACACAUAGGAGAGGUGUACUAACACAAGUUUAUACACCGAUGAUAUGAAUACACGUUUACGUGCUCCUCUGUUUGCUUUUAGUUCAUAUUUUGUCCGCUCACGUCGCUAAAGUUUAUUAUACAGUUUGGAGUGAAAUAUAAUGUAAACACAACGUUAAAGAAAUAUUAAAUUAUAAUAAAUAAUAAAGUAUAUAUAUAUACGCGUAUUAACAAAAAAAAAUAUAUAUAUAAUUUAUACUAAUUUUGAACUAUAUAAUGGAAACUAUAUUGGAACAACAACGACGUUAUCAUGAGGAAAGAGAACGGUUAAUGGACGCUAUGGUAAAAGAAAUGCUUUUCAAAAAACCAGGCCAUCGUGAAAAUAUUAAUUCUGAGCAUAGGUUAAAAAUGUUAUUGGAUCAGUAUAUGGAUAGUACCACUAAUUUACAAGAUUUGUACGAAGAUAAAGAUGGUCAAAGAAAAGAGGAGGUACAAGCACUUUCGGGUCCAAACGAAUUUUCUGAAUUUUAUUCUCGAUUAAAAUCUAUCAAAGAAUUCUAUCGUAGACAUCCGAAUGAAAUUAGCGUACCAAUGUCAGUUGAAUUUGAGGAAUUAGCCAAAAUGAGAGAAAAUCCUACAGAAGAAUUGUCGAACCUUGUUGAAUUCACUGACGAGGAAGGUUACGGAAAGUAUUUGGAUCUUCACGAAUGCUAUGAAAAGUUUAUUAAUCUUAAGGGUAUCGAAAAGGUUGAUUACAUUGCUUAUUUGUCUACGUUCGAUCAUUUAUUCGAUAUUCCAAGAGAAAGGAAAAAUGCCGAAUACAGCAGAUACAUUGAAGUCCUUUUAUUAUAUUUGGUUGAUUAUUUGAGUAGAGUUAGACCAUUGUUAGAUAUAAAUGCAGAAAUUGAAGAAGCCAAUAAGGAUUUCGAAACGCAGUGGGAAAAUAAUACAUUUCCUGGAUGGCCGAAGGAAACUGGAAGCGCAUUGGCUCACGUUGGAGCACAUUUGGAACUUUCUGCUUUUUCAUCUUGGGAAGAACUAGCAUCCCUCGGAUUGGAUAGAUUAAAAUCUGCAUUGAUGGCYUUAGGUUUAAAAUGCGGUGGYACUUUGGAGGARAGAGCGCAGAGACUUUUUAGCACUAAGGGCGAAGCUUCUCUCGAUCCAAACUUAUUAGCUAAAAGUAAAAAUAAAAAGUCUGGCAAAGGUAAAGAUACAGAAAAACAGAAAGAAAUUGCAAGGGUAGAGUCUCACGUUUACAGGCUUGCAGAAUUGGUUUCUAGUCAAAGAGUUUCUACUAAAGAAAAUGUACAAAGGAAACAAGCUAGGACAGAAGGUGAACGAGGUGAUUCGGAUGCGGAAGCAAGUGCGAGUGAAUCGGAGGAAGAAGAUGAUAACGAAGUUCCKUAUAAUCCUAAAAAUUUGCCUCUUGGUUGGGACGGMAAGCCUAUACCAUAUUGGUUGUAUAAAUUACACGGUCUUAAUAUUAGUUACAACUGUGAAAUUUGUGGUAAUUUCACAUACAAAGGACCUAAAGCUUUCCAAAGACAUUUUGCGGAAUGGAGACAUGCUCAUGGCAUGCGUUGUCUUGGUAUACCAAAUACCGCACACUUUGCCAAUGUGACUCAGAUAGAAGAUGCUCUUGCUUUAUGGGAAAAAUUGAAAACUCAAAAGCAAGCCGAACGUUGGCAACCAGAGCAGGAAGAAGAAUUUGAAGAUUCUCUUGGGAAUGUAGUUAAUCGUAAAACAUAUGAAGAUCUUAAAAGACAAGGCUUAUUAUAAAACAUUUAAGUACAACGUUUAUGUAAUUAAAAUUAUCUAAAGUAAACCUUGUUUAUGAUAUAAUAAGUACAUUGGCUCACAUUGGAGCAUUCUGAUGUUUUUGUACAUUGACCAUCUUCAUGAUGACGUCUUCGCAUGUAGUCUUGUUAAUAACCAACAUGUCUCUGAAGAGAAAGAAUUAUAUUAAAUAUAAUUUACUUAUCACGUUGUUAUGAAGUAUUUUUAAAAACAUGUAAAAAAUUAAUUUACAAAAAAAUGAAUUUAUGUGUCUCUUAUAAUCAUAUCUGUGACGUAAAAAAAGAAAAAAGUAAGAGAGAGAAAUUAAAUAAUUUUCAAUAUUAAGAACAAUUCUUCAAUGUUCAAUUAAUAUUCUAUGAAAUAAAUGUAAGCUAGA
This is a messenger RNA of Polistes canadensis, 3264 nucleotides long. Its product is annotated as splicing factor 3A subunit 3-like. Gene Ontology annotation, biological process: mRNA splicing, via spliceosome. Gene Ontology annotation, cellular component: nucleus; spliceosomal complex. NCBI's taxonomy places the organism in Eukaryota, Metazoa, Arthropoda, Insecta, Hymenoptera, Vespidae. Bases 1368 to 2870 code for a protein of 500 amino acids. The transcript is spliced from 2 exons. Gene Ontology annotation, molecular function: zinc ion binding; RNA binding. The record is from RefSeq and is a predicted model, not a curated record.